AUGGGAAUUCUUCACUGGGGGAGAAUUCAUCUCUUUCUAAUUUUUUUUCAUUGUGUUUCUUCUUCUGAUUGUCUUCAAGAGAGCUUUAUGGAAUGCUUCAAUUCCACAACUUAUUCAAAGCAUUCAGUUCCCAUUUCUGAAGUGGUUUUCACAAACGAAAGUGCUUCCUUCUCCUCUUUGCUGCGGCUUUCCAUUAGAAACCUCAGAUUUCUCACCAAUUCUUCUCCUAAACCACAGUUCUUGGUGACCCCAUUUCGUGCAUCUCAUGUCCAAGCUGCCGUAGUUUGUGCUAAGAAGAAGAGUUUGCAAGUCAGAGUACGGAGCGGAGGACAUGACUAUGAAGGUCUCUCCUAUGUAUCAUCACAAACUCCAUUCAUCGUUAUUGAUCUCAUCAACCUUAGCUCCAUCCAUAUCGACAUUGAAACUGAAACUGCAUCGGUGGAGACUGGAGCCACACUUGGCGAGGUCUACUAUAGAAUAGCUGAGAAAAGCCCCAUCCAUGGCUUCCCAGCAGGAAGCUGCCCCACAGUGGGGGUGGGAGGGCAUGUAAGUGGAGGAGGCUUUGGAACCCUUUUUCGAAAAUAUGGUCUUGCAGCCGACAAUGUAAUCGACGCCAAAAUUGUCGACUUCAAUGGAAGAAUCAGGGACAGAAACUCCAUGGGAGAAGAUCUGUUUUGGGCCAUUAGAGGGGGUGGAGGAGCAAGCUUUGGAGUAAUUUUAUCAUGGAAACUCAAACUAGUUUCUGUUCCUCCAGAUGUCACAGUUUUCAAUGUCCACAGAACCCUAGACCAAGGAGCAACUCAUCUGUUCCAAAAAUGGCAAAAAAUUGCACAUAAAAUGGAUCAAGAUCUCUUCCUUCAUGUGACCACAAAAGUUGUAGAUCAUAAAACCAAAUUAUCAUCUUCCAAAGAAGCAUCAUCCAAAACAAUCAAACUCUCAUUUACAUCACUGUUUCUGGGUCCAAUUGAAAGGCUCAUCCCUCUCAUGAACACCCAUUUUCAUGAAUUGGGAUUGAAAAGAAAUGACUGCACUGAAAUGAGCUGGAUUCAAUCAGUUCUCUUCUUUGCUGACCUCUCCACAGAAACCCCACCAGAAAUUUUGAUGGAAAGAUCCCCUCCAAUUUCUGAUACAUUUUUCACAGCAAAAUCUGAUUAUGUCACAUCACCAAUUUCUCAAACUGGGUUGGAAGCACUUUGGAGUAAGCUCCUAGAGGAAGAAAAAUCAGAGCUAAUUUUGACACCAUAUGGGGGGAAAAUGGACCAAAUUUCUGAAUCAGAAACCCCUUUUCCACACAGAAGAGGGAACAUUUAUGGGAUCCAAUAUUUGGCAGCUUGGGAAAAUGCUAAUGAAACUGAGAAGCACUUGAGUUGGAUGAGGGAAGUUUACUCUUAUAUGCAGCCCUUUGUUUCCAAGUAUCCAAGAGGAGCUUAUUUGAAUUAUAGGGAUCUUGAUUUGGGAAGAAACUAUGAAAGAAAUACAAGCUAUGAUGAGGCAAAAGUUUGGGGUUUGAAGUAUUUCAAAGGUAAUUUUGAGAGAUUGGUGAGAGUGAAGACCAAAGUUGAUCCUUUAAACUUCUUUUGGAAUGAACAAAGCAUUCCUCUUUGCCAUCAUCAUGAAGAAAAUGGCACAAGAAUUUUACAGGUUAACUCAUAUUUGGACUCUAAAAUUCUUCAAGAGAGAUGA
Messenger RNA from Momordica charantia (bitter melon), 1683 nucleotides. NCBI's taxonomy places the organism in Eukaryota, Viridiplantae, Streptophyta, Magnoliopsida, Cucurbitales, Cucurbitaceae. The record is from RefSeq and is a predicted model, not a curated record.